AUGAAGACAUCAUUAUUCCUUGCUUGCGUUGCAAUCGCAGGUUCCGUCGCUGCUGCUCCCGUUCCAGACUCUGAUACUGUUGCCAGCUACCAAUGGAAGAAGGAUACUGAAACUACUGAUGGCGUUGCUAGCUACCAGUGGAAGAAGGACACCGAGAGCACCGAUGGUGUUGCUAGCUACCAGUGGAAGAAGGACACUCAAACCACUGAUGGCGUUGCCAGCUACCAAUGGAAAAAGGAUACUCAGACUACUGAUGGCGUUGCUAGCUACCAGUGGAAAAAAGACACCGAGAGCACCGAUGGUGUUGCCAGCUACGAGUGGAAGAAGGAAUGA
Molecule: messenger RNA, 333 nt
Organism: Trichoderma asperellum CBS 433.97
Lineage: Eukaryota; Fungi; Ascomycota; Sordariomycetes; Hypocreales; Hypocreaceae
Source: RefSeq, a predicted model, not a curated record